Molecule: messenger RNA, 2964 nt
Organism: Ilex paraguariensis (yerba mate)
Lineage: Eukaryota; Viridiplantae; Streptophyta; Magnoliopsida; Aquifoliales; Aquifoliaceae
Source: the annotation of a GenBank genome assembly
ACUAGCUGCUAGGUUAGAUUACUCCAAGAAGUCUCGCUUUAAAUGUCGCCUCUCUCAAUCCUUUGCCCAAAUUUCUUUACCAAUCUCUGAUUUCUCAAAUCAAUUAUCGUAUCUCACAGUCGAAGAAGAUGAGUCACCCAGCCGAAUCCUCUGACUCGAAAGGAGGGAAGAAGGACUUCUCGACGGCAAUACUGGAGCGCAAGAAAUCCCCCAAUCGCCUCGUCGUUGACGAGGCCGUCAAUGACGACAACUCUGUCGUGGCUAUGCACCCCGCUACCAUGGAAAAGCUGCAGCUUUUUCGUGGUGACACAAUUCUAAUCAAGGGCAAGAAAAGGAAGGAUACAGUCUGUAUUGCCCUUGCUGACGAUACAUGUGAUGAGCCAAAAAUUAGGAUGAACAAGGUUGUUAGAACAAAUUUGCGAGUUCGACUUGGAGAUGUCGUAUCUGUGCACCAGUGCCCAGAUGUUAAGUAUGGGAAGCGAGUUCAUAUACUGCCAUUGGAUGAUACCAUAGAAGGUGUCACUGGGGAUCUGUUUGAUGCAUACCUGAAACCUUACUUUUUGGAGGCAUAUCGUCCUGUGAGGAAAGGAGAUCAUUUCCUUGUUAGAGGAGGGAUGAGAAGUGUGGAAUUUAAGGUCAUUGAGACUGAGCCAGGGGAGUAUUGCGUUGUUGCCCCAGACACUGAAAUCUUUUGUGAAGGAGAGCCUGUUAGAAGGGAGGAUGAGGAUAGGUUGGAUGAGGUUGGUUAUGAUGAUGUUGGCGGUGUCAGGAAACAGAUGGCUCAGAUUCGUGAAUUGGUGGAACUGCCAUUAAGGCAUCCCCAACUUUUUAAAUCUAUUGGUGUGAAACCACCCAAAGGAAUUUUACUAUAUGGACCCCCAGGUUCUGGAAAGACAUUAAUUGCGAGGGCCGUUGCUAACGAAACAGGUGCUUUCUUCUUUUGUAUUAACGGGCCAGAAAUUAUGUCAAAAUUGGCUGGUGAAAGUGAAAGCAACCUCAGGAAGGCAUUUGAGGAGGCUGAAAAGAAUGCUCCAUCUAUCAUUUUUAUUGAUGAAAUUGAUUCAAUUGCUCCCAAGCGAGAGAAGACACAUGGUGAGGUUGAAAGACGAAUUGUUUCACAACUAUUGACUCUCAUGGAUGGGCUUAAAUCUAGAGCCCAUGUUAUCGUAAUUGGGGCUACAAAUCGCCCAAACAGCAUUGACUCUGCUUUGAGAAGAUUUGGUAGGUUUGACAGGGAAAUAGAUAUUGGGGUUCCUGAUGAAGUUGGGCGCCUUGAAGUUCUUCGCAUUCAUACCAAGAAUAUGAAGCUCUCUGAUGAUGUUGAUCUAGAAAGAAUAUCAAAGAAUACUCAUGGCUAUGUUGGAGCUGAUCUUGCUGCGCUGUGUACUGAAGCUGCUCUUCAGUGCAUCAGAGAAAAGAUGGAUGUCAUCGACUUAGAAGAUGAAUCCAUUGAUGCUGAGAUACUCAAUUCUAUGGCUGUUACAAACGAGCACUUCCAGACUGCUCUUGGAACAAGCAACCCAUCUGCUUUGCGGGAAACAGUUGUUGAAGUGCCCAAUGUUAGCUGGGAAGACAUUGGAGGCCUUGAGAAUGUGAAGCGGGAGCUUCAAGAGACUGUUCAAUAUCCUGUGGAGCAUCCAGAGAAGUUUGAGAAAUUUGGUAUGUCACCUUCAAAAGGCGUUCUUUUCUAUGGUCCGCCUGGAUGUGGGAAAACUCUACUGGCUAAGGCAAUUGCAAAUGAAUGUCAAGCCAACUUCAUUAGUGUUAAAGGACCUGAACUGCUCACUAUGUGGUUUGGAGAAAGUGAAGCCAAUGUUCGAGAAAUUUUCGACAAGGCAAGACAAUCUGCACCAUGUGUUCUCUUCUUUGAUGAGCUCGACUCUAUUGCUACUCAGAGAGGAAACAGUGUUGGAGAUGCAGGUGGUGCUGCUGAUCGGGUUCUGAACCAACUUCUGACUGAAAUGGAUGGCAUGAAUGCUAAAAAGACUGUUUUCAUAAUUGGGGCCACCAACAGACCUGACAUAAUUGACCCUGCACUUCUGCGGCCAGGCCGCCUUGAUCAGUUGAUUUAUAUCCCUCUGCCAGAUGAAGAUUCCCGUCAUCAGAUUUUCAAGUCCUGCCUGAGAAAAUCACCCGUCUCCAAAGAUGUUGAUUUGAGAGCUCUUGCAAAAUAUACUCAAGGCUUCAGUGGGGCUGACAUUACAGAGAUAUGCCAGCGAGCUUGCAAGUAUGCCAUAAGAGAGAACAUUGAGAAAGAUAUAGAGAGGGAGAGGAGGAGCAAGGAGAAUCCUGAUAACAUGGACGAGGAUGUUGAGGAUGAAGUGGCGGAGAUUAAGGCUGCCCAUUUUGAGGAGUCCAUGAAGUAUGCUCGUAGAAGUGUGAGUGAUGCUGACAUACGGAAAUACCAGGCUUUUGCUCAGACCUUGCAGCAGUCACGGGGUUUUGGAACUGAAUUCCGAUUUGCAGAGACGGGAAGUGGAGUUUCUGGAGCUGACCCAUUUUCCACUUCUGCUGGUGGAGCUGAUGAGGAUGACUUGUAUAGUUGAGAUUUUCAGAUAUCCGAGCACUAUUGAAUAUCGGUUUACUCCCGUUUCUAGUGUCCUACACAGUUCUAAACUUGAUACCUAAUGGUUCUUAUCGGUUUGAUACAUGACUUACCAAUUGAAACAAACAUUAAUGUAAUGCAUGGACGUGUUUGGAAACUGAUGUUUUACCUCCUAGAUUCUGUCUCUAAAUGUCUUCCUUAGAGGUUGGUCCUGGUUUAAUUAUAUACCUCUGCAAUCGAAGGGAUGGCUCAGAGUAGUACAUUAUUGGCUUGAGUAACCCUAUUCUCCAAGUUCUUUAUGCUUUACACCUGAAAUGAUUCACUGGUAAGACUCGAACUUAAAAGUUCAAGAUAUUGAUCACAAAAUUUGUGCAAUCUAAAUAGGUUGAUUAGUUUGACUUAUUUUGUUUGUUUCUUUA